This is a messenger RNA of Labeo rohita (rohu), 3198 nucleotides long. RefSeq names its product interferon-induced GTP-binding protein Mx3-like. Bases 148 to 2034 code for a protein of 628 amino acids. Gene Ontology annotation, cellular component: membrane; nucleus; microtubule. NCBI's taxonomy places the organism in Eukaryota, Metazoa, Chordata, Actinopteri, Cypriniformes, Cyprinidae. Gene Ontology annotation, biological process: defense response to virus. The record is from RefSeq and is a predicted model, not a curated record. Gene Ontology annotation, molecular function: GTPase activity; GTP binding; microtubule binding. The transcript is spliced from 13 exons.
CACAGUACAAGAAAGAUAUCACAUCAGUCAAUUGUUCGAUUACAUUGUGUAUAACUGAACAAACAUUGUAAAAUUGAAGCUUUUUUACAUAAAACAAGAAGUUAGGUUUUUUCUACAUAUACACAUUUCUAUAUUUGCAGUCAGAAAAUGAAGGGAGAAGUUCACAGUCAUUUAGAAAAGAGCAUUCGUCCAUACAUUGAUCUGAUCGACACUCUGCGGACAGUUGGCAUUCAUAAGGACUUGGGUUUACCAACUAUUGCAGUGAUUGGAGACCAGAGUUCUGGAAAAAGCUCUGUGUUGGAAGCGCUGUCUGGAGUUGCGUUACCAAGAGGAAGUGGAAUUGUCACCAGAUGUCCACUAGAGUUGAGGCUGAAGAAGGUAACAGGAGUCAACUGGAAGGCUGUUUUAACUUACAAUAAGAAAACAAAUAAAUCUGUGAAAUCUGCAGGUAUUAAACCCAGCAAACUGGCAGGUGAAACAACUUACAAUGAGGAGAAAAUUGAAUUUGCAGAUCCUUCAUUAGUUGAAAAACAUGUGGCAGCAGCCCAGAAUGAGCUGGCAGGAAAAGGGGUAGGAAUAUCUGAUGAGCUCAUCACUUUAGAGAUCAUGUCACCAGAUGUGUGUGACCUCACUCUGAUCGAUCUACCUGGAAUCGCUCGAGUCCCAGUAGAAGGACAACCAGAGGAUAUUGGAAAACAGAUAAAACGUCUGAUCAAGAAAUAUAUUAUAAAACAUGAGACUGUAAACCUGGUUGUGGUCCCUUGUAACAUUGACAUUGCAACAACAGAAGCCUUACAAAUGGCACAGGAAGUAGAUCCUGAUGGCAUAAGAACUAUUGCCAUUUUGACCAAGCCAGACCUCAUUGACAAGGGAACUGAGAAGAGCAUUCUGUCCAUUGUCCACAACCAAGUGAUUCCUCUUCGCAAAGGUUACAUCAUGGUGAAGUGUAGAGGACAACAGCAGAUCAAUGAUGAAAUUCCUCUCGAGGAAGCGGCACAAAUAGAGAGAGAUUUCUUCCAAAACCAUGACUAUUUCAGAUGCAUCUUGGAAGACAAUAAAGCAACUGUUAAAUGUCUUGCCGUCAAACUGACUCAGGAUCUUGUUGAUCACAUCAAAAAAUCACUACCGCAGCUCCAUGAAGAUAUAAAAACACAGUUAUGGAGUGUGAAGAGAGACCUUAAGGACUGUGAGGCUGGACCACCAGAAGACACUGAGGGAGCCAAGGAAUUCCUCAUUAAAACCUUAAACAGAUUCAACGAGCAAAUCAAAUCCCUAUUAUCAGGAGAGCUGAUGACUGAGAAAACUUUGUUUGCCCAGCUCCGUGCUGAAUUCAAAAAAUGGAAUGAUUAUCUUAACAGUACAAAGAGUACUUUCAACAAUACAAAUGAGUUGAGCCAGAAAAACAGAGGGAGGGAACUGCCUGGCUUCAGCAACUACAGAUUGUUUGAGAAGAUUCUGCAGGACCAUGUGGCAGAACUUAAAGAGCCGGCCAUUGAUUUACUCAAUGCCAUAAAAGACAUUGUCAUCAAGCAAUUCAGUGAUGUGGUGAAUGAGUGUUUCCAGAACUAUCAUGUACUUCAAAACACUAUUAAGGACAAACUCAACCACAUUCAGUUAACCCAACUAGAAAAGGCUGAGCAGAGAAUCUCAGAGCAGUUUAAAAUGGAAAAUAGGAUCUACACUCAAGAUCCCAUCUUUCUGAAGAUCUUGACAGAGGUUACAAACAAGGCUUUUUCAACAAAGGAGUUACCUGUCUUUGACAAACCAUGUAGUUACAGUCAUAUGCUGGAGGCAUAUUACGAGAUUGUGGUGCAGAGGAUGGCUGACCAACUGCCCUUGAUGGUCAGCUUUUACAUGUUGCAGGAGACUGCUCAGCUCUUGUCUACUGACAUAAUGAAAUUAUUGGAAAAGCCAGAUGUGCAUGAGCUCCUGUCUGAAAAUUCUGAUGUCAGCAGAAGACGCAAAGAACUAAGAGAUCGUCGGAAUCGCUUGACUGCUGCUGCAGAAGCAAUUACCAAUUUUUUUAAUGACUAGAGGAUAUAUCUGGAAAUACACAUCUAAUGUGUUACAUCUAAUGAAAUUCUUUCUACAGACAACUGUGUUUGACUAGUUUGGACAACAUUUGGUGUAAUUUUGUGGGUCUGACAAGGGUUUUUAUGUCAUUUCAAGAAAAUAGGAUUUUUUAGUAGAGACUCAAAAUGUUUUGUAAACUGGAAAAUAUGCAUUUGCAAUUUUUAAAGUGUGGUUUUGAGCUCAAAAUCCACAUACAGAGUGCUUCUGCAUUCAUGCAUUGAUAAACACACAUGCACACACACAGACACAUUUUCCUUCAGAAUGUAUAUUUUCACUGACUUUUAUAUUUAAAUGUUACUAUGCACAGAGCUGGGUUGAUUACUUACUAAUUGUAAUACCGUACUGAUUCCAAAUUACAUGACAUUGUAAUCACUGUAAAAAAAAAUCACCUGUUUCAACUUGAAAACUUAAGUUCAGUUGCUGCCUUAAAUUUUUAAGUUAAACCAACUUAAAAGUAUAAGUAAUUUCAACUAACAAGGUAAAUCAACUUAAAAGUACAAGUCAUUUCAAGUCACUACAAUAGAUUACAUUACACAUACAUUACUCCAUUACAUUACACAUUUUAGGUAAUAUAUUCAGACUACUUUCUGAUAACUUUUGAUCUAACUUGUUUAUCACAUUAAUUUAAAUAGGAUAAUAUUGUACCAUGUUGAUGUAAAAAUACAAAGAAAAAGAAAAUGUAUUCCAUUCAUUGUUAUUAUCAACAUGAAGUGCAUUACAUUGUCAAGUUUUCUCAAACUGGGGUUUGUGAAGGAACUGCAGGGGGUUUGUGAUUUUAAAGAAAAACAAGUAAUUAAAUCAUAAAAAUGUACAAUUAAAGUAAAUCAGUUUAAAAUAACUUCAGUCAUAAUAAAACACUGUUUUUACCUGUACGUCAUGUGACUAAUAACCAACGUCAGAAAACUGUGAAAAUGCGUAUGUGAUGAUUAUUAAAAUAUUUAUUUUUAAUUCUUAUGGGUAAAACUAUAUUGGGCAAAAAAUGUUAAGAAAUAAUGGGAAUUAUUUCCAAAGACAUAGUACAUGAUUAAAUAACCUUCUGAGUGAUAAUUCAAAUAAAAAUUAAUGUAUUCAUCAGAAGUUCAUAUAAUAUUGAACAAAAAAUAAACACUUGAUGAAAAACACAAA